AUGUCGAAGGUCUUCACCACAAGCGACGUUGCGUCGCAUAACAAGCCUGAAGACCUGUACAUCAUUGUCGACGGCGAUGUCUACGAUGUGACUAAAUUCAAGGACGAUCACCCUGGUGGUAAAAAGAUCCUCCAGCGCGUCGCUGGCAAGGACGCAUCCAAGGCAUUCUGGAAGUACCACAACGAGGGCAUCCUCAAGAAGUACAAGAAGCAGCUUCAGGUUGGCUCUCUUGACUCUAAGCCCAAGGCUCCUGAGCCUAAGCCCGAGGCCAAUGCCGCGCCUGUGCCUGCGGCCCCUACACCCAAGGCCGUGAAGACUACCCAGAAGGAGGUUGCUGCCAAAGAGGAAGAUGCCGAGGCUCUAGAGCCCUUCGGCGACCAGAUUCCAUUUGCUGACCCUGCUUGGUACCAAAGUUACCACUCGCCUUACUUCAAUGAAUCGCAUGCUGCCCUCCGCGCUGAGGUCCGCGAAUGGGUCGAGAACGACAUCGAGCCUCAUGUUACCGACUGGGACGAGGCCAAGGAGGUUCCUGAGGAGAUCUACAAGGAGAUGGGUCGUCGUGGUUACCUUGCUGGUCUCCUCGGUGUCAAGUUCCCAACUCAAUACGCGCCUGAGGGAGGUGUUAAGUCUGUCCCUGCUGAUAAGUGGGAUCUUUUCCACGAGAUGAUCAUCACCGACGAGCUGUCCCGCACUGGAUCCGGUGGUUUCGUGUGGAACAUCAUCGGUGGUUUCGGAAUUGGCUGCCCACCUCUUGUCAAAUUUGGUAAGAAGGAGCUCAAGGACCGCAUCAUGCCCGGUAUUUUGAGCGGCGAGAAGCGUAUCUGCUUGGCCAUCACUGAGCCCGAUGCCGGUAGUGAUGUUGCCAACUUGACCUGCGAGGCUAAGCUGAGCGAGGAUGGCAAGCACUACAUCGUCAACGGCGAGAAGAAGUGGAUCACCAACGGUAUCUGGUCUGACUACUUUACCGUUGCUGUACGAACUGGCGGGGCAGGUAUGAACGGCGUCUCACUGCUCCUCAUUGAGCGUAGCGAAGGUGUUUCGACUCGACGCAUGCCUUGCCAGGGUGUCCUCUCUUCAGGCACAACUUACAUCACAUUCGAGGAUGUCAAGGUGCCCGUGGAGAACUUGCUCGGCAAGGAGAACCAAGGUUUCAAGGUCAUCAUGACCAACUUCAACCAUGAGCGCAUGGGUAUCAUUAUCCAAUCCCUUCGAUUCUCCCGUGUUUGCUACGAGGAGUCCGUCAAGUACGGCAGCAAGCGACGCACCUUCGGCAAGAAGCUUAUUGACCACCCUGUCAUCCGCAUGAAGCUUGCCCACAUGGCCCGCCAAAUCGAGGCUUCUUAUAACUGGCUCGAGAACCUUAUCUUCCAGUGCGAGCGUAUGGGAGAAACUGAGGCCAUGCUGCGCCUUGGAGGUCCUAUUGCUGGCCUCAAGGCCCAGUCUACCCUCACCUUUGAGUUCUGUGCCCGAGAGGCUAGUCAGAUCUUUGGUGGUCUGAGCUACUCUCGUGGUGGUCAGGGAGCCAAGGUCGAGCGACUGUACCGUGAUGUGCGAGCAUACGCUAUCCCUGGUGGUAGUGAAGAGAUCAUGCUUGAUCUUAGCAUGAGGCAGAGUUUGAAAGUGGCAAAGGCGGUGGGCAUGAAGCUCUAA
Molecule: messenger RNA, 1650 nt
Organism: Fusarium sp. VM40
Lineage: Eukaryota; Fungi; Ascomycota; Sordariomycetes; Hypocreales; Nectriaceae
Source: the annotation of a GenBank genome assembly